Lineus longissimus is the source of this 786-nucleotide messenger RNA. RefSeq lists its product as uncharacterized. The record is from RefSeq and is a predicted model, not a curated record. NCBI's taxonomy places the organism in Eukaryota, Metazoa, Nemertea, Pilidiophora, Heteronemertea, Lineidae. The transcript has a single exon. Bases 1 to 786 code for a protein of 261 amino acids.
AUGAGAGGCCCUGAUGGAGUAUCCUUGAAUGACACGUUGUUAGCAGGUCCUGCUUUGCAACCCGACCUUCCUGGAAUCUUGAUGCGAUUCAGGCAUCACAGAAUCACAUUGAUUGCCGAUAUUGAAAAGAUGUUCCUACAGGUAAGUAUGAACCCAGUUGACAGAGAUUGUCAGAGAUUUCUAUGGAGAAACCUGGACACAGACAAGGAGCCAGAAGUUUUCAGAUUGGCCACGGUCACUUUUGGGCUAACGUCUUCACGAUUUUCUAGCAUCAAGACUGUGCUUGAUCAUGUUGCGUUGCAUCGUGAGGAUUAUCCCAAAGCUGCUGCAGAGAUCGAGGAGAGCAUUUUUGUGGAUGACAUUUUGAGUGGAGAUGACGUGGAUGCGGAGGUAGCAGAGUUAGCAGUAGGCCUCAAGAGUAUUCUGAGCCCAGAAUGGAAUCUGAGAAAGUUUCUCUCCAAUGUACCAGGAGUUUUGUCGAAUCUAGCCACAGAGGACAUCGCAUCAGAGUUAACCGAGAAGAUUGUUGGGGAAGAGAUAGCAACCAAGGCUUUAGGGGUUCGAUAUUUACCCAUCGAGGAUGUACUGAUGUUUUCCUUUGUUAAGAAAAUGGAGGAUGUCGAGUUAGAGAUUAGGAGAAGUGUUCUGAAGCAACUGCAUCGGAUUUAUGAUCCACUAGGCAUGCUAUCACCCUUUGUACUCAAGGCCAAGCAAAUUUUCCAGCAAUCCUGGGUCACAACUGGAGGAUGGAAUGAUGCACUACCAUCAGAGAUAGAGGAGGAGUAG